Molecule: messenger RNA, 2410 nt
Organism: Bursaphelenchus xylophilus (pine wood nematode)
Lineage: Eukaryota; Metazoa; Nematoda; Chromadorea; Rhabditida; Aphelenchoididae
Source: the annotation of a GenBank genome assembly
AUGCGGCCCGAUGAUGGUGCUAUACCCGGGCACCAAAAGCAGCAAAAAAAAGCUCAAAAUCAACGAAGUUCCGUCGGUAGUGUCGAGUAUCAGGUAUGCUUCUGGCUGGAUAAUAUUCUUACCCUUAUUUUGUUGUUUUUUUUUGCAUUCAUUUAUUUCUACCUUUUUAGGAUGAUGGGACUGAUCCGGAAUACUACCAUCACGGGAUUUACAUGCGGAAAAAGGGCGAUUUUCACACUUUGGAGAUGCCGAUGGUUCCAAAGCGCCAAAAUGGAUAUUUUGGUGGAAUAUCGGGAUACUGGAAUAUCCAUCUGCUUAGGAAGCGAAUCGUAAGUUAUUCAGAGUUUCCAUAUUUUGUUCUAGAAAGAUUUUGAAAAGAAGGAAGCGAUGUCUUUCCUAAAACAGAUGUGUCUCAAGGUGGACAAGAUUCUCCAUGAUCAGAAACUAGAGAUGACUGUCUACGACUUCUUGAUACGAAAUCCUAGCCAGCGAAAUACAGAUGUAAACGCAAGAAUGGAGCUGUUUAGGAUAAAAUAUGGGUAAAUAUAUUCCACUUUCAUUUUUAGGUAUACCUGAACUUUUUGACGUAAAAAAACCUAACUUCCUGUUUUAAUAGGGAAGAUCUAACGACUUGGCUGAACAAGCUUCCACCUAAUUGUAAGAGAGCUGCGAAACAUUUGAAGGAGAUCUUUGCGAACCAUACCCAUGUCAGCAAGAUGGGCGUUGCUAUGGUUGACGCUCUUCAACACAUAGAGACCUACAAGAGUAAAGAUCCACUAAGUAAUUGGUGCGAUUUCCACAGUGAAGCUGCAGAUCGGAUAAUUCAGCGGAUACAGGAGUUUGCAACCUUUGUUGUGGGAAUGAUCAGAUGGUCAUUUCUAAUUGAACCGGGACGCCCGAGGACUGAUCUUUCCGUGAGUGGGAUCUUCGUCUUAUUUACUUGUUUUUGGGGAUGUUGUAGGAUUGUUGAUCUGAUAAAAUGACGUCAACUUACCGUAAUUUUCGUUAUUUUCUCUAAAUUGAAAACUCUGAUAUACGAAGUUUUCACACGCGAGAAUCUACAAAAAUUUUCCAAAGUUCGUUUUGACAAUCAAAAUGACAGAAAAAUUUGACUGAAAAACUUAGUUUGUAGUUUUGUUUUCUUUUAUUUACAGGAAUUCUUCGUUGAAUUCGAAGUUGUGGAAGGUUUCUUUGAGAAUUCCGAAUUAUCUCGCAAUGAGAUGUCACAGUCUGCAUUUGAUGCAAAUUACGCAACUAAAGCACGCAAUCGCAGUAAGUUCCAUCUAAAAUUAUUAAAAACAUCAGUUGAAGGGAUUGUUUGCGGAGAUCUGAAUCGAGUGGUCCUGAAGUUAGAUAAAGAAGAUGGUAACGGAAACCGAACGCUUCUCAGGCCAAUCGACGUCUUCGGAGAUUUUGAUUGUCCAAGUGUAAAAUAUCAAGAGGAUGGGUAAGAGGACAGUCAGAUUUCUUUUAAAUUGUUACCUAAUUUUAGGGGUGAAAGUGAUUUCAUUCACGCGAAUUACGUAUUUGGAGGACCGUUGAUUAACAAAUUCAUCUUGACACAAGCUCCCAUGUCCAGUACUACAAUUGAUUUUUGGAGAAUGGUUUGGCAAGAGAAGAGUGAAUAUGUGGUCAUGCUGUGUGGGGCGAUGGACACAGAUAAUAUGACCAUGUUGGGAACUGACAAACCUUCUAAUUAUUGCCCGUAUUAUUGGCCAAAGUAAGUUCAACGAACGUUAUUAGAAGGUUGUAGUAUCAUCUACAAUUACAUAAGUUUAGGUCCGUGCCGUGAGACUACAUGUUCCUGCUUUUAGAGUUCAGGGAAGUAUCCUAACUGUCGGGAGCUUUGUGAUAAGAAAUGAUUCUAUUUGUAUGACAAUGGAUCCACUGUUUUCAGUGACGUCACUAAGUAUGUGGAGAAGUGAUGAUCCGACCGAGGUUCACCGACUUCAGCAUUGGCAAUAUGACUGGAAGGAUUACACGGAUGUUCAAUGGCCUUUGCGGAUUCUGCGAAGGUAUGUGUCGCUUCUUUUAUUUCAAAUUCGACAGGACGCGCACUUCUCCGAAUCCCUCAGUAAUCCAUUGCUUGGAUGGGUGUGGUCGGUCGGGCACUCUUGUUCUCAUCGAAAUUAUGCUGAUGCAAUUGCUCAGAGGCUCAAAUAACUUUGCCAAUCCAAUGUUGACUUCGGCGAUCUUCUUGCGGUUGCAACGGCGGAACGCGGUCGCCAACAACCUUCAAUACUUGUUCGCUUACCGCGUCGUUCUCCAUUGGUGCCAGCCCUAUGUUUUGUCAGCAUACAAUCGGCUAUGCCUCGGGUUUCUCUUCGACAAUUCGGGAUUCUGUGGUAAAUUCGCCGAAUUGGCCGCCGCCUUCUCUCGACAGUCCACCAUUCACAGAAAAAUACGAUAG